CUUCUCUUCUAGGGUACUAACGAACAAUGUUGCCUUGAACUUGCUUCACCAAUGUCUCUCUUACUGAGCAUAUUAAGAAACAUGCUGGCAUAUUUUGGUGUUCCUGUAGACCAGGAUUUGUUGAUUUGGCAAAAUAAAGACUAUGGGUCAGCUCGGAGUAUCAUUCGUAUGAUUGGGAGAGUGCUUCCUUUAGAACCUUGUCGAAGACCUAAUUUUGAGUUGAUCCCUCGCUUGAACUCUGAGGAUUCUGAUGAUUAUGAACCUGUUGUUCCAUCUUUUGCUGAUGUUUUGUGUGUGGCAAAUGAUGAAGAAGCCAGUUAUCUCAGAAAUCGACAUGGUCUAUGGAAAAAGGAGGAGGAAGGGAAAAUUGCUCUUUUCCAUUCUUCAAAACUAAUUUGGGAUCCAUUGUCACCUGCUCUAAGACAGAACAAACCAGUGAAAAAUGAUCUGCCAGCAAGUGAGGCUGCAAUUAAAAAAAUAGCUGCCCUUGAAGAUGAGCUCACUUUUCUUAGGGCUCAGAUUGCUGCAAUUGUGGCAAUGCAGGAGCGGAGAGAGAGCGAAGAGACUGGCUUCUGUGACCUGAGUGAUGAACCCAGCAUGGAACAAACGCUGUCGCCAUCACUGACUGCUGGCCUGAGUGAGGAGCCAGAUCUCUCUCCAAGUUCAGUAUUUUCUUCUUCUCCUCCUCCUCCACCACCUCUGCCUCAGUUUUCUCUCCCGCCAUGUUUUCCUCCUGUACAACCCGGAUCUGCUAGCAGAGAUGACCCAACAGCUGCCGUGGGAAAGCAGCACUCAGGUGUUCACAAGAUGAGUGGUAGCCAUUGCUCAGAAAGCUGUGGAGUUAGUGAUGUUCCAAACAUGCUGGAUGUUCUAAAGGACAUGAAUAAGGUCAAACUCCGUCCCAUUGAAAGGUCACCAGGUGGUAGACCCAUUCGGAAGAAAAGACAGAGUUUACAAUGGGAUCCAGUGUCGUUAAUAUCCAAUGCACUUAAGAAGAAGUUUGCAUUUCAGGAUGAUUCCUUUGACAACGAAAAUAGAUCUUGGGAGUGUUCUCCAUUUUCGAGUCCAGAAACUUCAAGGAACAUCAGUGAUCUAAGAAGAACUGGUAAUAUAAAAGCAGUUAUUCAAGGUGUCAGAAGUGAAAGCUGGGCCUGCACUUGGAAAGAUAGAUAG
Messenger RNA from Chionomys nivalis (European snow vole), 1173 nucleotides. RefSeq names its product mitochondrial fission regulator 2 (gene Mtfr2). Gene Ontology annotation, cellular component: mitochondrion. Bases 52 to 1173 code for a protein of 373 amino acids. The record is from RefSeq and is a predicted model, not a curated record. The transcript is spliced from 7 exons. Gene Ontology annotation, biological process: mitochondrial fission; aerobic respiration. Lineage: Eukaryota; Metazoa; Chordata; Mammalia; Rodentia; Cricetidae.